Paramormyrops kingsleyae is the source of this 1779-nucleotide messenger RNA. It is a transcript of the gene fahd1, whose product is annotated as fumarylacetoacetate hydrolase domain containing 1. Gene Ontology annotation, molecular function: acetylpyruvate hydrolase activity. Gene Ontology annotation, cellular component: mitochondrion. The record is from RefSeq and is a predicted model, not a curated record. Lineage: Eukaryota; Metazoa; Chordata; Actinopteri; Osteoglossiformes; Mormyridae.
AAUGGCUAUUAAUAUCUACGAUUUAGUACAAUGUAGCUUGUAGUACGAUUUUCCUAUGACAAUGAAUAUUUUUUCAUCUGAAAAAAUGAAACGCGUUUUGGAAAAUGGCACUGUUUGUUGCCUCCCUGAUUCCGUACUGGGAUGGCCGUUCAAAGGUCAUUCCCAGAAGAGGGCGCAUACAGGUGUCUCAGGCAAGUCAGUAGUUUUGGAAAAUGACAGCCCCAAGAAAUAUAUCACGGUUUUGGGAGUGGGGAAGAAAAAUUAUCUGCGUGGGGAGGAAUUACGCUGACCAUGCAAAAGAGCUGAAGAAUGCGGUUCCAACCGAGCCAGUCCUCUUCCUGAAGCCCCCCACGGCGUACGUGAAAGAGGGCUCCCUUAUCCUGGUGCCGUCUUACUGCCGCGACCUGCACCAUGAAGUCGAGCUCGGGGUAGUUAUUGGCAAAGGGGGCACGGCCAUCUCCCGGUCGGCCGCGAUGGACCAUGUGGCUGGGUACGCUUUGUGCUUAGACAUGACUGCGAGAGACGUCCAGGAGGACUGCAAGUCCAAAGGUCUCCCCUGGACUUUGGCCAAAGCCUUCAACACGUCCUGCCCCGUCAGCGAGUUCAUACCCAAAGAGAAGCUCCCAGAUCCAGGCAACGUCAAGAUAUGGCUAAAGGUGAAUAACCAGCUGCGACAGGACGGCCACACGUCGCACAUGAUAUUCUCCAUUCCGUUUCUUGUCAGCUACAUCAGCGACAUUAUCACCCUGGAGGAAGGGGACCUGAUCCUCACGGGAACCCCCCGAGGCGUGGGCAGUGUCCAGGAGCACGAUGAGAUCGAGGCUGGCAUUGAGAACGUGGUGCAGAUGACCUUCAGUGUCGGCCGUCCGUGAAAAAACGAUAACAUUUAGGGUUGAAGUCUCCACUCAUGGGGGCGUGCAGGGGGUUGUAUUGGCUAGUUUUGAGUACGGGGGGGGGGUUACAACCCCCAUCCGCCCAUAAUUUACGUCUGUGUUAUGAACAAAACAUUAUCAGGGAUCCAUUAAUAUAAGCCACUGAACUGUCUCACUUGAAGAAGGUAUACGUUAAAACCUCGUGACCCAUGUGAAGCCUUUAUAUAAAUGAAGCUGUAAAAUUUAUUUAUGGUAUAGUAAUGUCCCUGUCUUGAUUGUGGAUGCGGCAGCGCGCUGUACCUGUGCAUGUCAGUGCAACCGGUGAAACCUGUCCUGACCUGACCUAUCUUGAUAGUUCCCUGUUGGGUGAAAAGUAGUUCUACUUUUUCCCCAGCAGAGGGCAGUAGGGACCCAGUUAUUCCAAACCGCGUUUUUCUAGCGUCAGUUGCCGAAGUUUUGGAUAGAGGUGACGCUGCUACACAUUUAUUCAUUUACAUGGCUGGAUAUCCACCAGUACAGUGUGGGUUAAGCAUGUGCCAGGAUUGAAAUUCUCUUGUGAACGAGAGCCAGAAACGAGUAACCAGGCCAGCCAAGAACUGUAUAACCAAUAGACCAUUUUAAACUUUAAUCUUUGCAGGCUAAUGUAUGUCAAAAGAGAGCAGCAACCCAUUAACAAAAAACAUCCAUCCAUUUCCAUAACCACUUAUCCAAUAUCGGGUCAUAGGGAGGCUGCAGUUUGACCCAGAAAACGCUGGGUGGAGGACAGGGUACCCUCACACACUCACUGACGGCUACUCAUGAAUCACAUGUCUUUGCACUGUGUUACUUUGUGAAUUUACAUGUGAGUCACGCCGAUGAAUGUCUCUGUGAUUCUCGAUACAGUAAACGAUCUGCUCCCUUGUUCUUA